CGCGCCGGCGCCGCUCACACGCCCAUUUCCACCCCACAAGACCCACACGGAAUCCCGGCACCCUACCUCUCCAACACGCACCAGCAUCAUGGCGGUGGCUUCGACCUCGCCGCUAUCCGCCACGGCCCCCUCGCCGCCCGCUCCGGUGUCCGGGUUCCUCGCUCUCCCCGCCCGCCGCGGCUGCGCAACGCGCCUCGGCUCCGCCGCCGCGUGGAGGAGGCUUCGCGUGGAGGCGAUCUGGAAGCAGCAGGAGAAGCAGCGGGCAGAGGUGUCCGUCGAGGAACCCGCCCCCGUCAGGGAGGCCGCCGCGCCCCUGGACGGAGUCGGAGCUGACGACCCCAUGGUUCCUUCCUCGGACGAGAGCUGGGUGGUCAGGCUCGAGCAGUCGGUCAACAUUUUCCUCACGGAAUCGGUGAUUAUACUACUCAAUACCGUGUACCGUGAUCGGAACUACGCCAGGUUUUUUGUGCUGGAGACGAUUGCCAGGGUGCCGUAUUUCGCGUUCAUAUCGGUGCUUCACAUGUAUGAAACCUUUGGCUGGUGGAGACGAGCUGAUUAUCUAAAAGUUCACUUUGCGCAGAGCUUGAACGAGUUUCAUCAUCUCUUGAUCAUGGAAGAAUUGGGUGGCAACGCUAUAUGGAUUGAUUGUUUCCUUGCUCGAUUUAUGGCGUUUUUUUACUACUUCAUGACUGUUGCGAUGUACAUGUUGAGCCCACGAAUGGCAUAUCACUUCUCUGAAUGUGUGGAGAGACAUGCGUACUCCACCUAUGAUAAGUUCCUCAAGCUCCAUGAAGAGGAAUUGAAAACACUACCAGCUCCAGAGGCAGCAUUGAACUAUUACCUGAAUGAGGACCUUUACUUAUUUGAUGAGUUUCAGACAACAAGAAUUCCAUGUUCUAGGAGGCCUAAAAUAGAUAACUUGUAUGAUGUAUUCGUCAAUAUACGAGAUGACGAGGCAGAGCACUGCAAGACAAUGAAGGCAUGUCAAACACAUGGAACUCUUCGUUCUCCUCACUCAAUGCCGAACUGCUUAGAAGCUGCUACAGAAUGUGUAAUACCUGAAAACGAUUGUGAAGGUAUUGUGGACUGUGUCAAAAAGUCCCUUACAAAGUAAAUAGUAUGUAGAAUCCUCUUUCGUGUGUUUUCAGGCAUCAUAGUAUACAAAAGUACAAAUUCUGGAUGAUAUCCUCUCUUUUUUCCUGUGUAUCUUUGUUAAAGCAAAAUCCGGGUCAUAUAUCACACAGAAGUCAGUGUAGAUACAAUUAUGCAACAGAAUCAAAUAUCUAACAUUGAAGAUAUGAGAAU
Messenger RNA from Zea mays, 1305 nucleotides. Its product is annotated as alternative oxidase. Gene Ontology annotation, cellular component: thylakoid; mitochondrion. The record is from RefSeq and is marked validated. Gene Ontology annotation, molecular function: alternative oxidase activity. Lineage: Eukaryota; Viridiplantae; Streptophyta; Magnoliopsida; Poales; Poaceae. The transcript is spliced from 9 exons. Bases 89 to 1114 code for a protein of 341 amino acids. Gene Ontology annotation, biological process: carotenoid biosynthetic process; alternative respiration.